This is a messenger RNA of Polyodon spathula (Mississippi paddlefish), 3607 nucleotides long. RefSeq names its product SEC23 interacting protein. The record is from RefSeq and is a predicted model, not a curated record. The transcript has 18 exons. NCBI's taxonomy places the organism in Eukaryota, Metazoa, Chordata, Actinopteri, Acipenseriformes, Polyodontidae. Gene Ontology annotation, cellular component: COPII-coated ER to Golgi transport vesicle. Gene Ontology annotation, molecular function: protein binding; metal ion binding. The coding region runs from base 60 to 3041 and encodes 993 amino acids.
UUGACCCCGGAUCCGGUCGAAGGCGCUCCAGCUAGGAUACGUGUAACUGCAAUCUGAAAAUGGCUGAGAAGAAACCGAGUAACAGUUCCAGCACCAACUUGCUUUUCUCCACGAAUUCGGAGUUUAAUUUUAAUAUGCCCUUCAUACCUGUCAGCCAAGCCGCUGGGCCAGCGGUGCUGUCUGGAGAUGACUCUGUUGGUGAAGAAGACAUCUUUCUUGGUCAGAGUUCUGGAAACGCUAGCCAGCCCUCCACCUUCAGUUAUUUUUCCAAGACACCAACCAGCAGCGACCCAUUUGCCAGCAUCGGGCAGCAGGCCUACACAACUGCAGCGCCCCCUGUGGGUCCAGCAGUGCCAGUGAGGCCACCUGUGUCCCUGCCUCUGGGCUCCACAGUACAGAAUGUUUACCCUACCACCGUUGCCCAGCCGCCCACAGACUUUGCCCCGCCUCCUAUUUCUCAGUUUGGAAACACAGCCUAUCAGAGCCCAGCACAGCAAAGCUUCGCUCCUCCCACAAGUGGUGUAGCCCCGCCACCCAGUGGGCUGUCCCAACAGCAGGGGUACAAUCCUUACCGCCACACUCAUUUGAGCUGCAAAGCCAAUCCUUACCUAGCCCCGCCCCAGUUCCAGCAAGGGCAAGCCCAGCAGCAACAACAUCAGACUGCCCCUUAUCUCCAGGCUCCGCCCACUGCACCACCAACCCAGACGUUCCAGACGCCUCCGUUCUCACUCACACAGGCUCCUCUGACACAAGGCCAGGUUCCCCUCAGCUCUCGCCCUGCGGAUGCCCUGGUCCCAGCCCCUCCCAUGAUGCCCUACAGCUACAGCGUGUAUGAGCCGGUGCAGCCACACUGGUUCCACUGCAAGCAGGUGGAGUCCCGAAAGCUCUGGCUGCCUUUCAGCAUCCUGGACUCGGAAAAGCUUGAAGAGGUCUUUAACUCGGUCCAGCCCGACCCGGAGAGUGUGAUAGUCUGCACUGAUGGCGGCCGCUAUGACAUUCAGCUGUACGAGCGCAUGAGGAGUGCAGUGUACUGGGAGGAGGAGCCCUCUGAAGUGCGCAGGUGUACCUGGUUCUACAAGGGGGACAUGGACAGCAGGUUCAUUCCCUACUCUGAGGAGUUCAGUGAGAAACUAGAGGCAGAAUAUAAGAAGGCAGUAUCCACGAACCAGUGGCACCGAAGACUUGAGUUCCCAACUGGAGAAACUAUUGUCAUGCAUAACCCAAAGGUGAUAGUGCAGUUCCAGCCCUCUGCAGUGCCUGAUGAGUGGGGGACAACGCAGGAUGGACAGACCCGGCCGAGAGUGGUGAAGAGAGGCAUUGAUGACGACCACGAUGAAAUCCCUGAUGGUGAGCUCCCCCAGAUUGAUCACCUUGUGUUCAUGGUGCACGGGAUAGGACCGGUCUGUGACCUGAGGUUCAGGAGCAUGGUGGAGUGUGUGGAUGACUUCAGGAGUGUCUCCUUGAAACUGCUGCAGAGCCACUUCAGCAAAGCCCUGCAGGAGGGGCAAAUGAGCCGAGUGGAGUUCUUGCCAGCCACAUGGCACACUGCCCUCCAUGGGGAUGCCACGGGGGUAGACAGAAGGAUCAAAAAAAUUACACUGCCAAGCACUGGCCGUUUGCGCCAUUUCACCAAUGAGACGUUGCUGGACGUUUUGUUCUACAACAGCCCAACAUACUGCCAGACCAUAGUGGAUAAAGUGUGCAUGGAGCUCAACCGGAUGUUUGCUCUCUUCAUGAGCCGCAACCCUGACUUUAAAGGGCAGAUUUCAGUCUUGGGACACAGUUUAGGUUCUCUUAUUCUUUUCGACGUGCUCUCCAAUCAGAAAAAAGGUUCAGCAGCACCAGCCCCUCCGCUGUCUGUAGCAAAUGGUGUUAUGAAACCUGUGGAUGUUCCUGACAUAAAAAAAAUGGAUGCUAGCAUCACAGAGGAACUCAAGGAGGAAGAGGCGGGGCAGGAGGAGGAAGGAGAGGAGCUAUUGGACCUGAGCACAGCUCUGGAGAGGUUGUCUCUGUCUGAAUACCUCAGCACUUUGGAGAAGGAAAAGAUCGACAUGGAAACUCUGCUCCUGUGCACGAUGGAUGAUAUGAAAGAGAUGGGAAUUCCUCUCGGGCCCAGAAAGAAGCUUGCCAACUUUGUGAAAGAAAAAGCAAGCAAGCAGGAAAAAAGAAAAGUGUUGGCCGAGAAGGCGGCUUCAGUGGAAGCCCUGAAGAAAGCCAGGGAGGAGGCAGCGGCCACCCCUUCAGACACUGCACUCCACGGGAAACUGGGCAAGAGGAGGCUGCCAGUGGGUAGCACCAUCUCAUCCAUGCACGUGGACUACGAUUACUUUGAAGCUGGCACAGGACAGGUCUCUGUUGUUUACCAUUCCCUGGACUUUGAACCGGUGAACUUCUUUGCCCUGGGUUCUCCAAUUGGUAUGUUCCUGACUGUGCGUGGCCUGGAGAGAAUGGAAGAAAACUACCGCCUUCCUACCUGCAAGGGCUUCUUCAAUAUCUAUCACCCGUUGGACCCAGUGGCAUACAGGAUAGAGCCUUUGAUUGUACCAGACUUGGAUUUAAAACCUGUCCUCAUUCCACAUCACAAGGGCAGGAAAAGGCUUCAUCUGGAGCUGAAGGAAAGCCUGACACGGAUGGGCUCUGAUUUAAAGCACGGCUUCAUCAGCUCCUUGAAGACUGCCUGGCAGACGCUCAACGAGUUUGCACGUGCUCACACCUCCUCAGCACAGUUGCAAGCAGAGCUGGAGAAAGUAGCCAGUCAGAUCAAAGAGGAGGAAGAAAAGCAGGUUCGAGAUGAAGAGCACAAGAUGGUGGAGAGCCCAGAGUCAGGAAAGGACGAGGACCCUGCUGUGAAGAUUGGGAUGCUGAACGGAGGGAGUCGCAUUGACUAUGUUCUGCAAGAGAAGCCAAUCGAGAGCUUCAAUGAAUACCUGUUCGCCCUGCAGAGCCAUCUGUGCUAUUGGGAAUCUGAAGACACGGCCCUGCUGAUUCUCAAAGAAAUUUACAAGAGUAUGGGAAUUCUCCCUGAACAGUCUAUGCAUUGAUAGGCAUUGCCCCAUACUGUACAGAACUAUAUUGCCCAACAAUCUUAACUAGUACCUUCCAGAUUCCAUUGAUAUUCAUUAGUUUAAUUUUGCUAGUUUACAGUUAUGCACAGGGUUAUUUUCUCAACAAUUCCUGAUUUAAAAUUACAAUCAUUCUACCAACUAAUUUUAAUUUGUACUACAGACUUUUCUUUUAGAUUACAGUAAAAAAAUACAUAAAAAAAAAAAAAAAAAAAUUUGAAUAUCAACAGAAAUCCCAGAAUAUUUGACCAUCCAUCUGUCUUAAGUGAACAAAACAAGAAUACUAUAAACAGUAGUACUGUGAACCUCUCUAUGUGGGAUUGUAUGUACAUGCUCAUAAACUGGCAAAAAAUGCAUAAAAAUUCCAUUUGUACGGGUAUAAAGCUGUGGGCUUUUUUUCUAUGACGAACAUAUUGUACAAACUGGGAUUUUAAAGUGGCUCAUUUAUUGAAUGUGAUUGCUUUUAAAGGACCAAAAAGCUAUAAUAAAUACUUGUUCCAUACCUUUAAACAAUAACUCAUAAAUUAAAAUAGACAAAUACCCAA